AUGAAACAUAUAUUUACAUUUGUGUGCGCUGUUUUGCUCGCUGCAGCUCAAGUUACGGUAGCUGUCGAACAUUGUGAUUCCUUGGGAACACUUUGCUACGAUGAUCUUGGUUGCACUCCAGUCUUGGGAAGCGACGGUUGUCCGAGUUCUUACGAUUGUUCUCAAUUCAGCACAGCUCCUGAUUCUUGCAGUUUCCAUGGAAAUGUUUUCAACAGUGGAGAACGUAUCUUAGGUACUUCUGGCUGCAAUACACACUGUAUCUGUGGUGGAAACGGAACCACUAUAUGUCCCAUAGUGGACUGUUACCAUGGACCAAAGAUAAACAAGGAAUGCUACAACACCUACAAGUUACAUGGAUGCUGUUCUACUGGAGAGAAAUGCCCUCCUUUCGGUGGCUUGUCUACGUGCACGGUCGAUGGAGAAACCUAUCGUGAGGGUGAAUAUUUCCGUCCUGAAGGCACCUGCAAGGCAUGCGUUUGCGGAACAGGCUUCACUGGCGCCUUCGUGGAGCCUUUCUGCGAGACCAUCAAGUGUGAUGUUGAAUUGAAGGCAAAUAAAAUCGCCGAGAAUUGCGCACCAGCUUACCGCAAAAACACUGAUGCCCUUUGCUGCCCAUCCUACUAUGUUUGUCAAUCAGAAUCAACUGUAGUAAGUGAAGUUCCUUCUGGAGUCACCACCGGUAAGUUUUCUUUCAAAAGAUAAAAUGUGUGGUUUAAUUAUUUUAUUUUUAUUUUGAUUACAGGACCGAAAUGCAAGUUUGGAAACACCGAGUAUGGUUUCCACGACCAAGUGACGAUUAGCUAUUAUUACGGAAAACCGCGUACAGCUAAAUGCGCUUGCAUGAUGCCACCACUUUUGAGGUGCACACUUGAUUACUAAAAGAGUGGAAGAAGAAUACUGAAUAUCAGAGUUUCAGUCAAUAAUAAUGUUUAAAUAAAAUUAAUAAACAUUAUAAAUCGAA
Messenger RNA from Nicrophorus vespilloides, 961 nucleotides. RefSeq lists its product as uncharacterized. The transcript has 5 exons. The record is from RefSeq and is a predicted model, not a curated record. Gene Ontology annotation, molecular function: protein binding. Lineage: Eukaryota; Metazoa; Arthropoda; Insecta; Coleoptera; Silphidae. Bases 1 to 702 code for a protein of 233 amino acids.